Molecule: messenger RNA, 605 nt
Organism: Trichoplax adhaerens
Lineage: Eukaryota; Metazoa; Placozoa; Uniplacotomia; Trichoplacea; Trichoplacidae
Exons: 5
Coding region: 1-519 (172 amino acids)
Source: RefSeq, a predicted model, not a curated record
AUGGCUUCUAAUGUUGAAAUAAAAGCUAAAGUUACAGAUAUUGAAAAAUUAAAGCAUUUAGCGAAAGAAGUUUCUGGCCAACCUGGUAAACUCAUUGAACAGGAAGAUACCUUUUUCUUAUGUGACCAUGGUCGACUAAAGUUGCGAAAAUUUCCAAAUGGUCAAGGAGAGCUAAUAUUUUAUAGCAGGGCUGAUCAAUCUGGACCCAAGCUAUCGAAUUACCAUAUCACUAAAGUAACUGAAAAUACCGAUGAUUUGAUUCAUACGCUAGAUUUAGCGUAUGGAAUUAGAGGUGUCGUUAAAAAGAAGCGAUAUCUGUAUCUUGUUGGUCAAACUAGAGUCCACGUUGAUACUGUCGAUGGUUUAGGGAACUUUAUGGAACUCGAAGUAGUUAUGAAGAAAGGACAAAGCUGCGAAGAAGGACAGGCUAUAGCCGAGGAUUUAAUGGCUAAAUUGGAAAUAGCCAAGGCAGAAUUGUUAACGUCUGCCUAUAUUGACAUGUUGCAACGUAAGAGUUAACCUAUUACAUAAAGGUCGUGUUUUUAUUGGUUAAAAAUUUUAAUGGUUUCCUUGAUACCUUGAUACAUCUAUAACCUUACAAUAUG